GUCCGGAUCUCCGACCGAGUCUGCAUUCCGCGAAGCUGCCUGCUUGAGAUGCGGGGGGAGGUAACCGGUCAGGACAGGCUCCAGGCCCAGGGGCCAAAGGGCCGAGGCCUGGGGGGUGGGGGGGCGUGUGACCUCCCGGGGUCGCAAGAGUCGAGGCACCACUGCGGACCGCGCCCGACCGGCAGGCACCCCCCCAUCCCCCGCCCCAGAAUCACCCCCGCUUUUCAUUCUCCUUAGCGACCCUCGCCUGCAGCACCACCCUCCCCGCCCGGCCAAGCUUGAGUUUUCCUCCGGGGCGGCGAAUCUGUCUUCCAAAACUUCGGAACGACAGUCCCCCCAGGAGUGAUGGGGAGGUGAAAUAACUCAGGGCUAGGGCGCAGUCCUACGGGAGAUAGGCCUUUUUAUUUCUGUCUUGUUUUCCCUCAUGGCUUUAAAGAAACGACUUGCUUCCCGGGAUGCUCUCCAAGUCACCCCCUCCAACAGCGAGUCUAUUGGUUUGGCCCGCAGACUCGGAUUGGCUGAAGGGUUACGCCUCGGCCAGGGAUUGGAGAACGUUGGUCCCCUACGUAUUCCCGGCGCCCAUUGGUUCAUGUUCCCCGUUUCGGGGCGGAGUGGUUAGGGACGGUUUCCACCCUCUUGUUUACGGAGCGCGUAGUUGUAGCGCUCUCGGAGCGCGGGGGCUGUCUCCAAAGUUCCCUAUUUAGCUCCUCGGACCAAUUGGGUCCUUGCUCCACCUUCUCCCGCUCCCUCGCAUGCCUCCCGCGUGGUACGGCCCACAUCGUUAGCGCGGCGGCGCGAGCGGACGCUCGUCGCGUUCCUCCGCCCGCGCUCGCCGGGCUCUACCCCCCGGAGGGUGCGCUUGGUACGGCCCGCACCGCCUCCUUCUCUAGCUGGGGUGAUCGCCCCCCCCCCUUCGGGUCGGCGGCGCUUGGUGCCGCCCGGGAGAACCAGGUCAUCUGUCGGUUCGCGUGAAAACAAAAACAAUCGGCGGCGCCGCGGCGGGCAGGCGAACGCGGCGAACGGGGAGCGGGGGGCGCGAGGCCGGGUGGGACCUGCGAGCGGGAGCCGCGGCGACGCGCCGGGGCCGGGGCGCCAUGGGGCGGGCGGGCGCGGGCUUCGCGGGGCUCCCCCGGCUCCGGGGCUAGCGCGUCCGCCGCCUCGGCCGCCCGCGCCGCCCGCCUGGGGGACGAGGAGCAGGACGCGGCCUCGGCCGGGCCCGGGCCGAACGGCUGCGGACACCCGGGCGCCGGGGAGCCGAACGCCGCCGCCGCCGCCUCCGGGAUGGAUCAGUGCGUGACGGUGGAGCGCGAGCUGGAGAAGGUGCUGCACAAGUUCUCGGGCUACGGGCAGCUGUGCGAGCGCGGCCUGGAGGAGCUCAUCGACUACACCGGCGGCCUCAAGCACGAGAUCCUGCAGAGCCACGGUCAAGAUGCUGAAUUAUCAGGGACACUUUCACUUGUUUUGACACAGUGCUGUAAGAGAAUAAAGGACACUGUUCAGAAAUUGGCCUCAGACCACAAAGACAUCCACAGCAGUGUUUCUCGGGUUGGAAAAGCCAUUGAUAAGAAUUUUGAUUCUGACAUUAGCAGUGUGGGAAUAGACGGCUGCUGGCAGGCAGACAGCCAGAGGCUUCUCAAUGAGGUGAUGGUGGAGCACUUCUUUCGACAGGGGAUGCUGGAUGUCGCCGAGGAGCUCUGCCAGGAAUCUGGUCUUUCUGUAGACCCAAGCCAGAAAGAACCAUUUGUGGAGUUAAAUCGAAUAUUAGAAGCGUUAAAAGUCCGAGUUCUGAGACCUGCUCUGGAAUGGGCAGUAUCAAACCGAGAAAUGCUCAUAGCCCAAAACAGCUCCUUGGAAUUUAAGCUGCACAGACUGUAUUUUAUUAGCUUGUUAAUGGGCGGAACCACAAAUCAACGAGAAGCAUUACAAUACGCGAAAAAUUUUCAGCCAUUCGCCCUAAAUCAUCAAAAAGACAUUCAGGUUUUGAUGGGAAGCCUCGUGUACCUGAGACAAGGGAUUGAGAACUCACCGUAUGUUCACCUACUUGACGCAAACCAAUGGGCUGACAUCUGUGACAUCUUUACACGGGAUGCCUGUGCCCUCCUGGGGCUCUCUGUGGAGUCCCCACUCAGUGUCAGUUUCUCAGCAGGUUGCGUGGCGCUGCCAGCUUUAAUUAACAUCAAAGCUGUGAUUGAACAGAGGCAGUGCACGGGAGUGUGGAACCAGAAAGAUGAGUUACCUAUCGAAGUGGACCUUGGUAAAAAGUGCUGGUAUCACUCAAUAUUUGCCUGUCCUAUUCUUCGUCAGCAAACAACAGAUAACAAUCCACCCAUGAAAUUGGUCUGUGGUCAUAUUAUAUCAAGAGAUGCCCUGAAUAAAAUGUUUAAUGGUAGCAAAUUAAAAUGUCCAUAUUGUCCAAUGGAACAGAGUCCAGGGGAUGCCAAACAGAUAUUUUUCUGAAGAAAUAACUUUAGUUUGCAAUUUGUAAGCGGAGCUGAACCGAGAGCGCAUUUCAGAAGAGACCGUUCCAUUUAAUGCAGCUAACCAAGGACUCCCGUGUUUGUAUAAGCUACCGCUCCAGAAACUUUGCCCACAUUCUAGUGCGCACACCGGGGCGUGCUCCCGAUGGAUGUUACCGCAGGGCUUUAUCAUAUUCUUGGUCUUCACUUCUGAUCAAGUAAAUACACCAGCAGUUGUCAUUCAGUGCAGGUUUUUGUACUUAAUUAUAUGGUGAUUUUUUUACUUUUUAAGAGCAGAAACAGAGAUUUACCUUCCCGCCAUGUGUUUAACAUUUCUCCUUGCUUUUACUUUUGUCAUUCUCCUGAUAACUGUAAGCCUUGAGAAUGUUUGUGGAAAAGUUUUAUUUCCUGUGACAUACACAGAAUUACAUGAAAAUUCUUCAGAAAAA
Messenger RNA from Hippopotamus amphibius kiboko, 2905 nucleotides. It is a transcript of the gene RMND5A, whose product is annotated as required for meiotic nuclear division 5 homolog A. Bases 1282 to 2457 code for a protein of 391 amino acids. The transcript is spliced from 9 exons. Gene Ontology annotation, molecular function: protein binding; ubiquitin protein ligase activity. NCBI's taxonomy places the organism in Eukaryota, Metazoa, Chordata, Mammalia, Artiodactyla, Hippopotamidae. The record is from RefSeq and is a predicted model, not a curated record. Gene Ontology annotation, cellular component: GID complex; nucleus; cytoplasm. Gene Ontology annotation, biological process: proteasome-mediated ubiquitin-dependent protein catabolic process.